Messenger RNA from Onychostoma macrolepis, 1771 nucleotides. It is a transcript of the gene nudcd3, whose product is annotated as NudC domain containing 3. The coding region runs from base 179 to 1252 and encodes 357 amino acids. The transcript is spliced from 6 exons. The record is from RefSeq and is a predicted model, not a curated record. Gene Ontology annotation, biological process: protein folding. Gene Ontology annotation, cellular component: cytoplasm. NCBI's taxonomy places the organism in Eukaryota, Metazoa, Chordata, Actinopteri, Cypriniformes, Cyprinidae.
UGAACAGGAAGUGCCGUAGCAGCUGCUCAGUCUCGAAAGAUCUGUUGUUGUAGUGUUGUUGCAGUGCUGUUGCCCAAGUUUUCUGCUGGCCCUCUGUUGCUUUGCGUUUGUUUUCCAUCAAUAAGUAUCUAAAUUAAACAGCUUUCAGCCAGAUUUGACCCCGCUGAGCUGCUCAGCCAUGUCUUCUCCGGUGGAAAUGACUGAGCUGUAUGAUAACGCGCUGUUAGGGAUCCUGCAGCAUGUUGGAAACAUUCAGAAUUUUCUGCAGGUUUAUUUUGGGUUCCUCUACAGAAAGACGGACUUCUACCGCCUCCUCUCAGGCCCGCAGGACCGCAUGGGCUUCCCGCCCGGAGUAGCUGAAAACAUGGUGUUCAAGACAUUUAAGUUAUUUGAGAAUCUCGCAGAGCAGGACAGAGAGAGGGCAGCGAGGCUGGCAGAGGGUAAUAAAGCCGCUCCUCCUGCAGUACAGGAGCUGGAGGUUCAAUCAGAACAGGAGGCUGAAGCUCCUGUGGAGGAGAAGAGGAGCACAGAAGAGCCCACACCUGCCCCAGCACCAUCAGCACAGAGCACAGAGACACACGGAGAGACUCAGAGCAGCACCGCUGAGCCGUCAGGAGACGCACAGACAGCAGGAGCCGCAGCGCCAUUAGACUCCGAUUCUAACACAGCCAAAGUUGGACAAGAACGUUUUCAGUCGAAUGCAGACAGUUACAAUGGUGCCGUUAGAGAAAAUUACACCUGGUCGCAGGAUUACACGGAUGUGGAAGUUCGAGUGCAUGUGCAGCCUAACAUCGUUAAAGGCCGACAGGUGUCUGUGGAUCUGCAGCCGGGGAGGCUCCGCGUGGCCGUGAACGAGGGAGGAUCACAGAGAGUCCUGAUGGAGGGCGAAUUCACGCACAAAAUUAACACUGAAAGUUCCCUAUGGAGCCUGGAGCCCGGCCAAUGCGUUCUGCUGUCCCUCAGUAAAACCGGGGAGGUUUGGUGGAGCGCCGUGUUGAAGGGUGAGAUCGAGAUCGAUGUCAACCAGAUCAACCGGGAACGCUCUAUGGCAACUGUAGAUGAAGAGGAGCAUGCUGUACUGGACCGCCUAUCGUUUGAUUACCACCAAAAACUCCAGGGGAAACCACAGAGCCAUGAGAUUAAAGUCCACGAGAUGCUGAAGAAGGGCUGGAAUGCUGAAGGAUCUCCGUUUAAAGGCCAAGACUUUGACCCCUCCUUGUUCAACAUCCCACCAAGUGCUGUCCAGUUUUGAGGUCACAUGACAGUGCCAGAUGUAAAGUCAGCACUUACUGUUACAAACACACACACGCACACACACACACUGAAGUACAGUGACGGUGUCGGUUUCUUGCAGUGCUAUAAAAUGAACAUCAACAGUGUCAGCACUGCACAUCUCAUGCCAAUAUAACUGAUUCAGUGGCACUGAUAAUUGUCUCAUGUUUAGUUACUGUAGGCAUGCAAAAUGGGCCAUUGAUCAUUUAUCAUUUUUAGUGUUUUAUGAAAUCAGUUGACUGAGGUUUUCUUUGGCCAUGUGUGUCUGUGAUCUUACAUUUGCCCAGUUAUUCGGGCUUAUUGAUUGUUAGUUUUCAUACUAUUUGGGUGAUCUACAAUAGCAACAGUGAAACAGUGUUUCAUCAGAUAUGUGAAAGGUUUGCGCUGUUUCUUUAAGCAGAUUGCUGCAGUUCACACGAGAAAGAAAUUAUUUCCUUCACUUGUUUCCAUCAUUUGCAUCAGAUUUUUGUGCCUGAAUCUAAUAAAACCUUUUGCAAAC